GCCCGCAUGACCGACAUGUUUCAAUGGGAGCGUCAGCUAGCGUCAAGUACCGGCAGCUCGACGACAAGUACCAUGUUCAGGAGAAGCUCCAGACGAUCGAGACCAAGUGCAUGGUGCUGCUGCAUGACGCGGCGCGGCGCAGAGACUUGACACGGCACCAACUUCGCGUUCUCGUGGCCGAGUUGAAGGCGAAGGAGGUCCAAUUCGAGCAACUCGCCCACGAAAAGAUCUUGCCGAUUCUGAUGGCGCUGCAGCCGUAUUACGAUAAAUACCAACCGAUUGUGAAAAAAUAUGCGGCCGUCGGCGUCCGCCAUACGAAGCGUCUCGUCCGCACAGUCGACGAUGUUGUCACGACCACGACCCUCCAAGCGCUGUACCAGGCGAGGCGGCAAGUCGUGUCCCAGCUUUCCGUCGCCACCAUCUCCGCCUACUUUGACAUUCCACUGACAGAUGUCAUCCGUCUCAACGUGUCCAAGCGGCGGUACACCGUUCAAAACUGCGGCCCCGACCUCCGCCACCAAGAAAUCGAAUGGACAUGUGAGAUCACGGACCCAACGCUGAUUGAAAAGCUGUUCAAGCUGCAGUGGGUGCCGUGGAAGCCCACGGCGUCGACAGCCGUCAAACUCACGGAAACGUACAUGUUGGACGUGCAGUACUAUGCGCGCAAUGAAUACUCGAUCAAAGUGGCUCACCACACGCAGCUACGUGCAGGCCGCAAGUGGAUUGCUUUGGACUCACGGCACGACAACGUGUCGGCACCCAUCAAGUGGUUGCAGCGAGUGGACUACAAGGAACGCGAGAAGCGUAGCACGCUCUUCUACGACCUCAUCAGUCAAAUCUACUCUGACAUGCGCCGCGAGUACUUGUGUUCCCUCGAUCGCGAAGACGAAGCGCGCGCGGCGGCAGCGGCUGCCGCAAGACCACCGCCUCCAAAACUCACCGUGUUCACCCCCGAGCUCAUCAAGCGGACACUUGCAACGCUAGCGGACAAGUUCAUGGAGGAAGAUCGGUUUCUGUUCUACACGCUGGGGGAAUACGAAUGCUGGCGCAUGGAAGGAGAAGAUUUGAAGCAGCGGGGCGACUUGACGAUCGGUGAAAUGUACGAGCUAUUCGAGAUGGAGAAGCAGGACGACCGCCAGCGCGCGUUUGCGAUGGAGCUUGUUGAGCUCGGCGAACGAGUGGCCAUGGAAGUCGAGGACGUGAACCGAGGGGAAUCGAAGCACGAACGAGAGUGCGGCAUGAUGCACCGCCACGACAUCAACGUCGAAUCGGACGACGAGGACGGCUAGAUCGCGGCGAGCAAUCGUAAACACAACAAAGCGUUUCGG
Aphanomyces invadans is the source of this 1328-nucleotide messenger RNA. RefSeq lists its product as hypothetical. The record is from RefSeq and is a predicted model, not a curated record. The transcript is spliced from 4 exons. Lineage: Eukaryota; Oomycota; Saprolegniomycetes; Saprolegniales; Verrucalvaceae. The coding region runs from base 24 to 1289 and encodes 421 amino acids.